Polyodon spathula (Mississippi paddlefish) is the source of this 2109-nucleotide messenger RNA. RefSeq names its product ras-related protein Rab-26-like. Gene Ontology annotation, molecular function: GTPase activity; GTP binding. Bases 246 to 1001 code for a protein of 251 amino acids. The transcript has 9 exons. Gene Ontology annotation, cellular component: endosome; Golgi apparatus. NCBI's taxonomy places the organism in Eukaryota, Metazoa, Chordata, Actinopteri, Acipenseriformes, Polyodontidae. The record is from RefSeq and is a predicted model, not a curated record.
CAAAGGAUACAGAAAAAAGUGGUAGGGGAUUAAAAGAAGAUGAUCGACAGUCAUGAUGCCAUACUAAGAUGAAUACUGCUUGUUUUUUAUAUACCUUAAUCUGAAACCGUGCAGUUAUUUCUGGUGUGGGUAGAAGGUUGCAUAUACCGUACUUUCUUCUGUAUUUGUUUAUUUUUUGGGUUAAAUCCCGUGAGCUUCCGUUGAGACAACACUACAAUACAUCAAAGCAUUUUUUAUGUAAGAAAAUGUCCAGGAAAAAGACAGUCAAAAGCAAAAAUAACAGCACCCCAACAGCCACUUUGCACUGUAAAGAGAAUGGGACGUCGGGAAAGGGUACGGGGUCUGAGAUGCCACUAAACAGCGUGGUGCGCCCGAGCAGACCCUCUCUGAGCAACAGCAGCGAGUUUUAUGACAUUGCAUUUAAGGUGAUGCUGGUUGGUGAUUCUGGAGUUGGGAAGACCUGCUUGCUGGUGCGUUUUAAAGACGGAGCUUUUCUUGCUGGGAGCUUUAUUUCCACAGUUGGAAUAGACUUCAGGAAUAAAGUAUUGAAUGUGGAUGGAGUGAAAGUCAAGCUGCAGAUAUGGGAUACUGCUGGACAGGAAAGAUUUCGAAGCGUUACUCAUGCCUACUACCGGGACGCACAUGCACUGCUGCUGUUCUACGAUGUGACCAACAAAACUUCUUUUGACAACAUCCAGGCAUGGCUGACAGAAAUCCAUGAAUAUGCACAGCAGGAUGUUGUGCUCAUGCUACUGGGUAAUAAGGCUGAUGCCACCCACGAGAGGGUUGUAAAGAGAGAGGAAGGAGAAAAGCUAGCCAAGGAGUUUGGAGUGCCGUUUAUGGAGACAAGUGCCAAGACUGGCUUGAAUGUUGAGUUGGCAUUCAUGGCCAUCGCAAAGGAGCUGAAACACAGAUCAAUGAAGAUGCCAAACGAACCUGGAUUCAAACUGCAUGAGUAUGUGAAUAAGGAGAUGAAGAGUUCUGGCUGCUGCAAGUCCUAAUCCUUUAGCUCUCACUGCUGAUGUGUUUGCAAAUCCAACAAGACACUGAGAGAGGGGAAACAUGCCCGGGUGGAACCGUUUAGUUUAUUUCAAUGUUAUAAAGAUAUUCUCUCAGUGGAAUGUCUGUGCAUGUCCGUACCGUGUGUCUGUACUGUGGACAAUAUUUAAAAGAUAUGUCUUUAAGGACGUCAAAACUAUAGUUUUAAAGCUAAGAGGCUGCCAACCACCCUCAUUACAUUUUCCCUGAAUACUACCUAACACCCCCACCCCCCACCACACCUCGUUAACCUCGAGGCAUCACAAGCAGAGAGCCAGCUUUACUGAUCACCAACCUACACUCUUUGCAUUUAUAUUAGAGAACUAGCUCAUUCUGUGCCCUUAGCGACACUGUGGUUUUAACCCUUUGCUACCAACGCGCUCUAAUUUCAGAAGUGGUAGUGGAUGACGAAACAUGAUAUAUCUCAGCCGUCCAAUCAACUGAUAUCGUCCAAUCGUCCAAUCUUGUUUUUCAAUUGGAAUAGCCAUGGCUACAGUGAAUAUCCCCAUGUAAUUGGUUUAGGGUUGCUGUAGGUGUGGCUUUUUAAAUUUUUGUUUCAUUUUUGAAUCUGCCAUUUUCUGGCUUCAAUGGAAAAUUGUAUUGAUACUCACUUGUUUGAAAUGUCUAUAUCUCCUGUUCUACAAGCCCAAAAGUGCUGAUCUAUAACUCAUCCGAAAGCUAAGAACUGGGACUAACUAGUUGUUUUUUAUUUUACAUGUUAUUAUUAAAAUUAACUUUAUACGCUUUUUAAAAUAUUACUUCCGAAAUGUUUUUCGCCCCGCUCUGUGUCUGUGUGCAUAUGCGUGCAGCUGCAGGGCACAUCAGAUGCCUACUGAGACAAACAACUAAUUAUUGAAAAGACCUCUAAGAUAGCCCUCUUAUAAAUGUUUUACUGUUAUUUUUAAUUAUAUACGUUUUUAUUUUAUUUUGUGUCCUGCUUUUAAAAUGUUUCUCUGGGUGGAGUUGAAAGUAAAUAUGACAUAUGUCUGAUCUCUAGCUAGCUAACUUAGUAUAUUUGCCAUGUCAGUGUUGUUUUAUCAUUAUUUUGUUUAUUGGGAAGCCUGUUGUUAU